Molecule: messenger RNA, 420 nt
Organism: Aspergillus homomorphus CBS 101889
Lineage: Eukaryota; Fungi; Ascomycota; Eurotiomycetes; Eurotiales; Aspergillaceae
Exons: 1
Coding region: 1-420 (139 amino acids)
Source: RefSeq, a predicted model, not a curated record
AUGUUUGGGUACACCUUCGAGUGCCGGAUUGCGGCGGCAGUCAUCGUUGACGUGGAGAUCGUGAAGCGCAAUACCGACCAAGUGAAUUGGGCUCUAUAUGAGAAUGAGCUUCUGAAAAUCUUCAAGGCGCGUCAUCAGGCCAAUCCCCAGCUGCAGCUCCAGUUUGCCUUCAUUCACAGCAAGAUUUGGCUGCGGAUCUAUUGGGAGUUCACCCCCGAGGAAGAGUCUCGCUCCACGUCAUAUGGUAUGCACCGAGUACAGUGGGUUGAUGCAAAUGAGAAGAUGCUGAAAGAGACAUUUCACUGUUACUUGGACCGGAGAACUAUCAAAUCGUAUGUACUCGAGAAAUCGAUGCCGGCUAUGGGGAUAUCGCUCCUCACAUUGCAGAUUUUCGGACGUGAGACGACGUGGAGGCAGUAA